AUGAAUGACGGGACACUUUGCCUUCCCCUGUCACUAGUUAGCAAGAUAUGGGAUGAAGGAAUAAUUCUGUUAGGUCCCCAACAAAUUGCAGUGCAGGUUGCAGGUGUGCCAACUAAUAUCAACUUUCUGCAAAAACUUGCUAACCAUAGGGCAUUUCAAAGUGGAAAUGUGGAAACUCAUUUUAUUCAGCACCAUAAAGAUGACCUCUUUGUUGAUCCUAGUAGUUCCAAAAUAGCAAAGGUUUCUUAUAGUGCUGCAAGACUCAACGCAAUGCUAGUAGCUGCAUGUUUUUGUGAACUAGAACAUUCUGCUUUUAAGCAAACUCCCCUUGGGAGCCACAGGGUACUUCCCAUAUGGUAUGCUCAUCCUCCUUUCAGAGUCCAUCAUCAUGCUAGGCGUAUUAUGGAACUUGAGUGGGAGAAUGAAUAUGAUAGCAGUUGCUCGAAGCUUUUGACACUUACUGUCAUUUAUCAGCCAGAUGGGAGCUAUCUGAUUGAGAUGGCAGAAGAUGGUUCACCUGGUUUAGAAGUCAAAGCGACAUGCCUAGGUGAGCAUGAUUUUAGUGUUGAAUUUGAUGGUGCAAGCACAGAUGUUAGUUUAGCUGUUUACACCAAGGAUCGGACUAAGCACAUUCAUGUAUGGAAUGGUUUACAACACCACCAUUUCAAGCAAAAAUUGGGGCUUGAGUUGUCUAAUGAUGAAGAAAUCCAACAUAAGACCAGUCAUGAGAUUGCAAAAGGCCCUCCGGGGACUGUGGUAGCACCCAUGGCUGGUUUAGUAGUAAAGGUUCUUGUGAAAGAUGGGACAAAGGUGGAAGAAGGACAACCUAUUUUAGUGUUGGAAGCAAUGAAGAUGGAGCACAUGGUAAAGGCACCAACUGGUGGGAUUGUCAAUGAGCUUCAAGUAACAGCUGGCCAACAAGUUUCAGAUGGUGGUGUUCUCUUCAGGGUUCAAGGAUGAGUAGAAUCUAUCUUGCUGUUCCGUUGAUGACAAAAUCUCGCUCAAUCAGAACAUAGCUUGUCCCAUCAAGUACAGAGGAGUUGACUACAUCUGUUGCAAGAAAAAUAACUUUCGGUAAGUGAACACUUGUACUCUUUGUCCACAUCAUAUAAGGAAAUCUACCAUCUUCGGAUGUAACAGCGAAAAUAACUCUUGUAAACUACAUUUGUUCUGGUAAUAAUAAAUACUUUCCAGUUCGU
Messenger RNA from Pistacia vera, 1199 nucleotides. RefSeq names its product methylcrotonoyl-CoA carboxylase subunit alpha, mitochondrial-like. Gene Ontology annotation, molecular function: methylcrotonoyl-CoA carboxylase activity. Bases 1 to 960 code for a protein of 319 amino acids. The transcript has 8 exons. The record is from RefSeq and is a predicted model, not a curated record. Gene Ontology annotation, cellular component: mitochondrion. Lineage: Eukaryota; Viridiplantae; Streptophyta; Magnoliopsida; Sapindales; Anacardiaceae.